Paramisgurnus dabryanus is the source of this 5827-nucleotide messenger RNA. RefSeq names its product Ral GEF with PH domain and SH3 binding motif 2 (gene ralgps2). Gene Ontology annotation, biological process: Ras protein signal transduction. The record is from RefSeq and is a predicted model, not a curated record. Gene Ontology annotation, molecular function: guanyl-nucleotide exchange factor activity. Gene Ontology annotation, cellular component: plasma membrane. NCBI's taxonomy places the organism in Eukaryota, Metazoa, Chordata, Actinopteri, Cypriniformes, Cobitidae.
GUUUAACGGACGCACACACACUCGCCUCUCCUACUGCUGGAACAUUACAAGCGCGCGACUGUUGUUGUUUUAUAUUGUUUAUUUUCGUUUACCGAACGAUCGCGUGCUGCACGGAGUAACGGUCGCCGCGCUCAGGAGCUCAGCGUUGAUCUUGACGAGGUUUGUUCAGCUGAAGUUUCGGAGUAAAAACUCAGUCAGACGAGAGCAGGGAGGACACAACAACCCUGUCACGAUGCUUAUUUGACAAAUGCCUGAGGGCCAAUAAGGCGAGCUGGUGAUGAUGAAGAUGACGAGUGAGCUCUGCCAUAGUGUCUGAUGGUUUGGUAAUAAUGGAUGUCCCCAAUGGCCAGCCCAGCAUCUCCACCUUCACGACCCCAGCAUCAGAGAGGAGCAGCAGUUCAGAGUCCCUCAGUGAAAAGGGCCCUUCAGAGCUCAAGAGUUUUGAUGCUGUGGUCUUCGACGUGCUGAAGGUCACACCCGAGGAAUAUGCAGGUCAGAUCACUCUUAUGGACGCUCCAGUGUUCAAAGCCAUCCAACCUGAGGAGCUAUCAAGUUGUGGCUGGAACAAGAAGGAGAAGCACAGUUCAUCACCAAAUGCCGUAGCCUUCACACGACGCUUCAACCAGGUGAGUUUCUGGGUGGUGAGGGAGAUUCUUCAUGCACAAACUUUAAAGAUCAGAGCUGAAGUAUUGAGUCUCUACAUCAGAACAGCAAAGAAACUGUGUGACAUGAACAGUCUCCAUGCGGUGAUGGCGGUGGUCUCUGCAUUACAAAGCGCUCCUAUCUUUAGACUCAAUAAGACCUGGGCACUUUUGAGUCGAAAGGACAAGGCCACGUUUGAAAGGUUGGAGUAUCUGAUGUCUAAAGAAGACAACUACAAACGCUUGAGAGAUUAUAUCAGCAGCCAGAGCAUGACAUCCUGCAUCCCAUAUCUCGGUAUCUAUCUAUCUGACCUAACCUACAUUGAUUCAGCAUAUCCCUCCACCGGCAGCAUCCUAGAAAAUGAGCAGCGCUCAAACCUCAUGAACAACAUACUGAGAAUCAUCUCAGACCUGCAGCGAUCCUGUGAAUAUGAUAUCCCAGUAUUGGUGCAUGUGCAGAAGUAUCUAAAUUCCGUUCGCUACAUUGAGGAGCUACAGAAGUUUGUUGAGGAUGACAAUUAUAAGUUGUCUCUGAAGAUUGAGCCACCAGCUACCAGCACACCUCGCACCACUGCCUCUAGAGAAGAUCUCACUGGUCCAGACACAUCUGCAUCACCGUUAUGUGGACGUCGAGGUAAUCUUGCUGAGGGUGCCCUGCCUAAGGUCCCACCCACGCCACCCUCACCCCGAAACCUCAUCACCUAUGGACACAGGAAGUGCCACAGCCUCGGCUACAAUUUUAUUCACAAAACAAACACAGCUGAUUUUAAAAGUGCAACGUUCCCCAACGCUGGGUCUAGACACCUGCUAGAUGACAGCGUGCUGGAAAGUCACACACCCACUCGAGGGCACGCAGAGAGCUCAACGUUAUCGAGCGGCAUUUCACUGGGAAGCAGUGAAGGAUCGGAGCUCAGUGAGGAGAUGUCUUGGCCUGCUUUUGAGAGGACUCGAUUCUAUCACUCUCUGGGCCCAGUCAGCAGAGUGGGUCGCAUGUCCUACAGAGGAGCACUCAGACCCAGCAGCUCUGCUGAGUCUGAGGAGCUGGCGGUGCAUCUGUACCCAGGGGCCGUCACAGUUCAGGGGGUCCUACGCAGAAAAACUAUCCUCAAAGAGGGAAAGAAACCCACGGUGGCAGCGUGGACCAAGUACUGGGUGGCUCUUGGCGGUACUCAUCUUUACUACUAUACUGCCAAGUCCCUCAAAGCCACAGAGAGGAAGCAUUUUAAGUCUACUGCCAGCAAAACUAUUCCCGUUGUGGGCUUAAUGACCAUGAUGGCAGAUGACCCGGAGCAUCCCGAUGUCUUCCUGCUGACCGACUCUGAGCACGGAAACUCGUAUAAGUUCCAGGCGGGGAACAGAAUGAACGCUUUACUGUGGUUCAAACAUUUGAGCGCGGCAUGUCAAAGCAACAGGCAACAGGUCCCAGCAAAUCUAAUGUCCUUUGAAUGAGUGAGACCAGGACCAAUCAAGGACACGGAGAGCUGAUAAACGGCUGGAUGAAUAAGAGCAGAGGAAUAUGAGGAUUAGCAGGGGGAGGUGGAGAGGCCUGAGACGAAUAAAAGAGCUAAAGACUCUCAUGUUUUAUGUGUUGGAGCUUUUCCACUGCCAUCACCCAGCCUGAGCCCCUCAGAAAGCUCUCUAACACCACUGCCUUAACAAGCAGAAUACGUGUAUGUGUGUGUGUGUGUGUGUGUGUGUGUGUGUGUGUGUGUGUGUGUGUGUGUGUGUGUGUGUGUGUGUGUGUGUGUGUGUGUGUGCGUGUGUGUGUGAAAGAGAUGGAUUUCCCUAGCAGCAGUGUUUUCCUCUCCACUGGCAUCUCAGAGGACCUCAUUCAUUUUAGGUUUUUAUUUACACUUCCUCCAUCAUCCAGAGUGAGGAACUCUCAUGAGAGCAUUCCUGUAACUGUGAGACCCUCAGUCUUGGAUUCUUCAUAGACCUCUCGCCACUGUUUUUUUUUUGUCUGAUCAACACUUCCUUCUCUAAAACUUUCAGCUGUUGGAAAUCUCUGCAGAUGCCCAACCCAACAUGCGGACACGUAACGGCACAAUCGAUGCCGAUUGUCUAUUUGCACACUUGAGUUAGACUCACGUAAGCAUGACACAAGCAGGAAAUGAAAGUCCCUCGCUUAUUAAAAUGCGAUUUUGAACCAGAAAAGGGCUCAGAUUUUCAAUGAAUUCCAGAUGAAAGGAAACCGCUUUCUUUAUUAAUUUCCAUGAUUGUCGUCUUCAGAGUUUUUCCUACCAACGUCUGUGAUCUUUUAUGGAUUCUGUUACCUCCUUUAUGUCAUUUUGCUGAAAGGCACCUGAAAUUUACCAAACGAUGAGGGGUAGCAAGAAGAGAAAAGGAAGUGCUCGCCACGAUGAGAUGUUUGAAGGCACUCUCCAGGGCACCAAUGUCAUGUCAGGAUCUUCACAGCACGAGUAAACUCAUCCAACUUCAAAGAAUCUGAAAGAAGCCCACCGGUUUACCCGAGUUCAAACAUCUACCCUUUUCUGAUUUUGUCCGUGAGGAGAUGCGUACAUACACAAACACACUUUUAAAGUCACUUGAAAGCUGUGAAUGUUAAUGGGUGCGACACAGUCAGUAGGUUUACAUCUCCAAAAUUGUAUCCAAAAUGGUUUCGUUUUUCCAGUGUAUGAAUGCUUCUCUAUUUGAAAUAGUGGGGACGGUGGGUGAAUAAGCAGGUGGUGUGUGUAUGUGUGUUAGCAGCAUUAAUAUCCCACACUGCCAGUGUGGAACAUUUUGUUAUUGAUUUUGUUUUAUUAUUUUGCUUAAAUGUGGUUUCGCUUCAUUUUAUUAUAUUUUAUUAUUUUAUUUCAGUAUUACUGGGAUAGUUGCACAUGUCUAGAUUAUUUUAAUUGUCUGUUACAUUAACGUUUCAUUCAUUUGUCUUGUCAUAUUCAUUUUGAAAGUAACACCUCACCCCGGCAUGAUUUUAAAACGGUGUGGACGUUUCCUUUCAUUGUUUGCUCUCGUGAGAGAACAGUUGAUGGGCGGUUUGACACACAUUUGUUCGCUUUCAGGUCACUCGACCCAAAUUGUGUAUACCUGUAUGUAUGUUUGCUUUAGCUCUAUUCAUUACUGGGAGAACAACUGAAUAGCAUUACUGUUCGGCAGAGGACCACUUAUAAGAAGUUUUGUCUACAGGGCCAGGAUGUUCGAUAAGAUUGGGUCCAUCAUUUUUUUUUUCCUUCAAACCAGUUUCUUUGGGAUUUCAUGGACCUGUGUUUUUUUUUAAGCUUGACUCUGGAAAUAAUUCCAGGUUCAAAUUUCUGUUUCCAACAUACUGUGAGCAAGAACGAUCUUGGGCAUUAAAGGACAAGAAUCCAAUUUUGCCUAAAUGAUUGCAAGACACUUUUUUUCAAAGUGUAAAAGUUCUGUGGUGUCGUCGUUUCACUGGUUUUUACAAAACAGAAUUAACUUGAAAUUAAUAGAUGAGAAGACAAGAUGAUUGAAAAAAAAAUGGUUUAUAAUCGGAUUUGUGUGCGUUGGCCAUGAAUUUGUUGAUAAAGAUUACAAUGCUUGGUUAUUUUCAACCCAGUGUUGGGUCAAAAAUGAUUUCUGGAUUAAUUUAAGCCAAAUGCUAUAGGUUUGUCCCUUUUUGACCCAGUGCUGGAUUUUUAAAAAAGCAUUUUUCGAGUGUUUCAGCAUAUCCAUUUCUUUUCAUCAUUUGCUGCGGUUUUGCAUGGGACACGGGCGGUUGUGAAAUUAGGGAGGAGGGAGAUGAUUUGAUUCUGAGGUAGAAGAAAAGAAAGGGUUUCUUUUCAUAUUUCUAAAACAAUAUUUUUGUAAUGACACUUUUUAUGGUGUCUCUAAUCUAAAGCAAGACUAAUGCAUUUAAUAUAAGGUUGUGUGUGUGUGUAUAGCACAGGCAAUACUGAAACAUUAAGAAAUGCUGUUUGUGAGCAGUUCAAGUAAUCUGGGGUAGUUUUUGUUUACAUACAUUUGUAUUGUACUGAGCCUUUAAUGUCAGGUAUUAGCACUUUGGGAUGCGAGAAAGAAUUCUGGGAGAAGGGUUUAGCUCAGCUGCCUGUAAGAGACAAAUUUAAAGAAAUUAGUGUUUUCCAGGUUUAAAAAAAACUGUGAAAGUGAAUCAAAUCGAGACACGUUUAAUUGGAAACUUUAUGUUGGUUAAUCGUUUACAUGGUUCAUGGAUGUCGGAGGAAUUUUUGGAUUAAUUGCGAUGCCCGAGGGCUGGUUUGCCAGAUCUUAGCGGUUACGUUGGCACAGGGAGGUUUGUUUCUAGGUUGUACCUAAAGCUGCGUGACCAUGCAGUCACACACACACACACACAAGGAGUAAAUGAGAAGUUAGGUAUAUUUUUAUUAUGUAAUAAUGAUUGGUAGAGUGCCUGUGUACUCAUAAACAUCACAUCAGACAUUUUACUGAUAUGAUUUAUGCAUCUUGACAAGUCCCCAACCUUUUUCACAGGGGCAAAAUAAAUUACAAUGCUACUCUUCCGUCAUUGCAAAUUUCAUUCUUUUGAAAUGUUUUUUUUUUUACUUUUGGGGUGACUGUUGGUGUUAAAGAAUAGUUUGAGGGGGAUACAAUAAUCUGAUCAGGUUUUACCCUUGGGUUAUUCUCCUGUUUAACUGUUUUCCACACUACAUCUCUGUUGCAUUCUGUCUCUGAUAUUGAUAUUGUUUUUUUAAAACUGUCUAGACAUUUGUUUUAUAGAGAUUAAUUUCUUAUUACUAUAACUGUUUUGGGCAGAUAAAGUUUUUCAAUGGGAUAGUGUUACUUUUGUUGCUAAUAUUGCAAUUUGUUUCAUUCUUCUGUAUCUCCAAACACAAUACACCAUGCAAUUUUAUUGUCUUUUUCAUACAGUUCACAUACAAACACAAGUACACACACCUGAGAUGUUGAGAUAUGGACUCUGCAUCCUCCCUGCAGGCUUUUUCACCUUGAGCUCCACUGCAUCACUUUGUUUAAGUGAUGGUGUAUUACAAAGAACUGAUAUUGAUUUGUAAUGAGAUGAUUUUAUUUGUGUGUGCGUGCGUGUGUCUCACUCUGUGCCAUCCUGUUUCACCUGCUCUUACCCACUUUAUAUUUAUCCUGUCCAAGCCCAUGACCACUGGGGCUGUUGACCCAUGACAGCGCUAUGACCUUUGACCUGAGUGAUGCGCUCCAGGGUCUCAGGCAGGCCAAAAUGAACUAAUAAACACUUUUGGUUGUAUGUUUUUUAA